AUGGGUCCAGGAGACUCCAUGUAUGGGUUCGAGGACUCUCCGGACCACAGAGGGGCACAAGCAUUGUACCCACUUCCCCGGGAAGCAAAGGAAGGGAUCAGAAAACACAUUAACCGCCUCCAAGGAGACGGGAUCCUAGUUCCUUACAAAUCUCCAUGGAACACACCUUUGCUGCCCGUCAAAAAGGCCGAGAUUGGGGAGUACCAACAUGUCCAGGACUUGCGGGAAGUUAAUAAACGGGUUGAAAAUAUCCACCCGACGGAAGGAUUCCAAGGCCAGCUCACCUGGACAAGACUUCCCCAAGGGUUCAAGAAUUCGCCCACUAUCUUCGACGAGGCCCUACGUGAGGAUUUGCAUGAGUACAGAACCUCCAACCCAGGAGUCACUCUGUUACAAUACGUUGAUGACUUGCUAGUAGCCGCUGAGGACUAUGAUUCAUGUUUGCGGGGGACAAGAGCUCUUUUACAGACUCUGCAGGAAAAAGGGUAUCAGAUGUCAGCGAAGAAAGCACAGCUCUGUCAGAGCCAUGCCACUUAUCUGGGCUUUGAUCUCCACGAAGGAGUGCGUUCACUGUCUGAGUCCAGGAAACAGGUGAUCACCCAAUACCCCCGCUCUACCACGUCCCGACAACUCCCUGGGGACAAAGAGUUUGUAUCAUGGCAGCAGGAUUUGGAGGACUCCGUAAAGCCCACACAGCAGGCCCAGCCAACUGUUAUCCGCUGGUCUGAAGGGGGCAAGGAGGUCUUCAUCUCUGGGUCCUUCAACAAUUGGAGCACCAAGAUUCUACUGAUUAAGAGCCAUAAUGACUUUGUUGCCAUCUUAGACCUCCCUGAGGGAGAGCACCAGUACAAGUUCUUUGUGGAUGGACAGUGGGUUCAUGAUCCAUCAGAACCUAUAGUUACCUGUCAGCUUGCCAUGAUUUACAAUUUGAUCCAUGUCAAGAAAUCUCACUUUGAGGUGUUUGAUGCUUUAAAGCUAGAUUCAAUGGAAAGCUCGGAGACAUCUUGUCAAGACCUUUCCAGCUCUCCCCCAGGGCCUUAUGGUCAAGAAAUGUAUGUGUUUUGAUCUGAGGAGAGAUUAAAAUCCCCACUCAUCCUACCUCCCCACCUUCUUCAAGUUAUUCUUAACAAGGACACUAAUAUUUCUUGUGACCCAGCCUUGCUUCCUGAGCCCAAUCAUAUUAUGCUGAACCAUCUCUAUGCAUUUUCCCUUAAGGAUAGUGUGAUGGUCCUUAGUGCAACCCAUUGCUACAAGAAGUAUGUCACUACUCUGCUGUAUAAGCCCAUCUGA
Molecule: messenger RNA, 1290 nt
Organism: Lontra canadensis (Northern American river otter)
Lineage: Eukaryota; Metazoa; Chordata; Mammalia; Carnivora; Mustelidae
Product: 5'-AMP-activated protein kinase subunit beta-2-like
Exons: 9
Biological process (GO): signal transduction
Cellular component (GO): nucleus; cytoplasm; nucleotide-activated protein kinase complex
Molecular function (GO): protein kinase binding
Source: RefSeq, a predicted model, not a curated record